AUGGGGAAAGACUAUUACUCAAUCCUGAAUGUAAACAAAGGUGCAACGGACGAUGAACUGCGUAAAGCUUACCGUAAACUGGCGCUUAAAUGGCAUCCGGACAAAAACCCAAACGAUCCAGACGGUGCACAGAAGAAAUUUCAAGAAAUUGGGGAGGCUUAUGAAGUAUUGAGUGACAAGAAAAAGCGUGAAAUCUAUGACAUGUAUGGUGAAGAAGGGCUGAAGGGUCAACCAGCAGGUCCGGAGGAAGGGGUGCCAGGAGGGGGUAUGGGUGGAAUGCCAGGAGGAAUGGGAGGAAUGCCUGGAGGUUUUACAUUUACAACAUCAAGCGGCGGUUUUCCAUCUGGAGGCUUUUCAUUUCAUUCAACAGACCCGUCUAAAAUCUUUGAGCAAUUCUUUGGCACUUCGAAUCCCCAUGAAGCUGAAAGGAAUGACCCAAUGGCUUCGAUGUUUGGAGAUAUGGGUUUUGGUGGCAUGCGUGGUAUGAGAAGUGGUGGCUUUGGAGAUCGUGGGGAUCCUUUUGGUCAGCAAAGACAGCCACGAGCCGAGAAACUGAAGAGUGAACUGGAAGUACCUCUGGAACAGCUGUAUACUGGCUGCAUGAAGAAGCUUAAGAUUACACGGAAGGUACAUGAUCCAAGCUCAAACCAACUGCGAGAAGAGCAGAAGAUCUUGGAGAUUAAUGUCAAACCUGGUUGGAAAGACGGCACAAAGGUGACGUUUGAAGGGCAGGGUGACGCUUUACCUGGACGCCCGGCUCAAGAUAUUGUGUUUGUGAUUAAGCAAAAGCCACAUAACAAAUUCCAACGUGAUGGUGACAAUUUGAUGUACCGGGCCAAGUUGUCAUUGCGAGAUGCACUGCUAGGCAACGGCACGUUGACCGUCAAGACACUGGAUGGACGCGACGUGCCUGUUCCACUUGGAGGUGUCGUUGCACCCGGCACAACGAUGGUGAUUGCGGGCGAGGGUAUGCCUCUGCAGAAGAUCCCCACGCAGCGGGGCAAUUUGGUUGUUGAGUUCGACGUGCAGUUUCCCACGAGCCUUACAGAAGCACAGAAGAAUUUGGUACGCCAGGCAUUUUAA
This is a messenger RNA of Peronospora farinosa, 1083 nucleotides long. Lineage: Eukaryota; Oomycota; Peronosporomycetes; Peronosporales; Peronosporaceae. The record is from the annotation of a GenBank genome assembly.